UGGUCUGGCAUUUCCUCUUGCUGCAAUGAAUUAUCAGUGCUAGAUAUUCAGCUAACCGUCCGUGAGCAGCUUCUUGGUGGUGGUGUAGAUCCCAUGUCGUAGUGGAGAGGGAGAAACGAGUUUCGGGAGGUCAGCUGAAGCCAACGCGAUGUCGGCAGGGCCACCGAGACGUCCACCACCGAUCAUCUUCGGAGGCCCCAAUGCACCACCCAGGCGGCCAAGAAGGAAACCCAAUGGUGGUCCAGAUGUGGGCGGCCUGGCAUUACAGCAGCCACAGCGCCAGCAGCAGCAGGCGAUCCCGGGCGGAAUAUCCAUGGCUCAUCCCCUGCAAUCGCCCGUGAACUUUCCUGACGGCACGCCGGUUGCAUCCCCCAGCACUGCAGCCACCAAUUUCCCCACUUCAAGCAGUGGAGUUACGAUUCGUGAAAAGCAGAUAAACCCACCCAUGAUCUCUGAUCUGCCAUUGGGACGCCUCACCAUUCGUGGAAAGCAUUUCGACCAGUGCACUCCGGCCGACCUAGCAGAUGAUGGCCUGCUUGGCGAAGGCAGCUACGGAGUGGUGACGUGCAAGAGACACAAACAAUCCGACACACGCAUGGCUGUCAAGCGUAUCCACUAUACGGUGGAUGAGCGUGAGCAGCGUCGUCUGCUCAUGGAUCUGGAUGUUGUCAAGAAGAGUACUGAGUGUCCAUACAUAGUGCAGUUCUAUGGGUGCCUGUUUGCAGAGGGAGACGUGUGGAUAUGCAUGGAACUGAUGGGUACGUCGAUGGACAAGUGGAUCACAUACAUCUUCAAGGACCUGCAGUCGUCCAUUCCCGAGAAUAUCCUCGGUAAGAUUGGACGCAGCGUGGUUCUUGCCCUGGACUAUCUCAAGGAACAAAUCAAGAUUAUCCACCGGGAUGUGAAACCCAGCAAUAUCUUGGUGGAUCGGGAAGGCCAUGUGAAGCUGUGUGAUUUCGGAAUCAGCGGCUAUCUGGUCGACUCGAUUGCCAUCACCAAGGAUGUCGGCUGCCGACCGUACAUGGCGCCGGAGCGGAUAUGCCCACAGGAGGCUAGGGAUGGCACUAAGGGUGGAUACGACAUCCGCUCCGACGUCUGGAGUCUUGGCAUCACUCUGCUGGAGAUGGCACUGGGCCGCUUCCCUUAUCGGCCGUGGGACAGUGUGUUUGAGCAGCUGGACGAAGUAGUUAACGGUGCCGCUCCACGACUUGACAAUCACGACAAGAAGUGGAGUGAGGAGAUGGUGGACUUUGUUGCUGUCUGCCUAACCAAGAACUACGAAGAUCGACCCAAGUACAGAGAGGGCCUUCUGGCUCACCCAUGGCUAGUUCGCUUUGCCACUGAGGACGUCGACACGACCAGCUACUUCACGGAGCAGGCGCUUCGCCUGCAGUCGUGCGGAAUCUCCAUUGCCAGCUGAGACCAGCCGGUCAGUUCCGUGUGCAUCUUCACAGUCGGUCUGCAAUGUACUAAUCUGCUACUCGGGAUAUUCUUCGUUUUCCUGCACUCGUCCAGCACUCGUCUGUGCACGCAAUCUAUGUACUAGUACAUGUUACACUCUCCUAGUGGCCGCCAGUAGCUGGUGUACCCACAGUCUGAACCUCUUGUCAGUUGGCAACGUUUGCUCUGCCCCGUCAACGCUGUCUUGAUGUGCUCUCGUUCGUUCGUCCUCUCUAUCCGUACUUCUUCAUCGUCGCCCACGGCUGAUUGUGUCUGUAUGGCUGUCGUCCUGCCGUGUAUGUCAUGCCAUGCUGUGCUGGCUGCAUGGUGUGACUGGUGUUCAUGGCAUCACGGAAAGUAGUUUGCGUGGUAGUUCCUCUGCAGACCCCGGCACACCAACCAGCAUCGUAGUCCGUAGUCUGUCCGUUUCACCGUCAUGUUACGUAUCAGCACGUCGUUCUGUAGGCCUACUGCUGGUGAUGACCUAGCAACAUGCCAUGCCAAUGUGCGCGGGAGAGAGCCCAUCUCCAGGAUCUGUGCAUGAUAACAAUGUGCAGGCGGCUCAACGGGACUUCCUCUGUCUCAGCAGCGGUGGUGGCAUGGCAAAAAGCAGCAGCAGCAUUGGGUUGCGCCGUGAAAUACUAUGACCGCACUGUCCGUUUCUGUCCGCCUUGCUCGUCGGUGCUCUGUUGUCGUAUCGUCUCGCUGUGUCCGUAUCUCUCUUCUACUACACUCGCACCUUGUAGCUGGUGGUCAUGUUUCAUAUAUUCUCACCUGACCACGUUUCCACUGUUAUCGAACUGUCCGUAUCUGCCACUGUAUCGCAUAGACCGUCCGCACUUGCUCUGCAGCAGCUAAGUCGCUUUUAUUUCCGCCGCCGCUGCUGCUGCCUCGUUGCUGCACGCACGCACGCGCGCAUUUCUCGUCUCUCGUUCCGAUCACCGCCGUCUCGUCAAGCCGUUCCUAGCGGCUCGGGCUCUGUCGUCGUACGUCAUUUGAAAAACCCGUUUCAUUGUCUUGUGGAAACUCUUGUGCCGGUAUUUUCUGCCUCCCACCACUUUACCGUUCUGUAUGUUCACAUUUUAUCCCGGAAUUCCCCCCGGCGAGCACCUUUCGGUUGCUACUGGGACAGCAUAGCAAUGUAAUCUUCUGCAUUAUAAACAGGGCUUUCAGCAUAUUUUAUCCUAUAGAACCUUUUUCCCCGUCUAACUUCUCCACGUCCCACUUCCCGACCAUGCUCUUGCCUCUCCCCCUCCAGCCGCCGCUUACGUGCCUUCUUUCUCGUUCACUCCAGUCUGUCCGUCGUCCACUCGGCACACCUUCCUUUGCAGUGCAACAUAGCCUUUACUCUAUUCAUCUACAUCCUGCUGUCUAGUUUUUUUCCUCGUUUCGACCCCAGUGUUUUUCGUCAAGUUUUGCCCCCAUUUCCCAUUUUGAUGCAAGUCCACUGCUGCUGGUCUUGUCAUGUCACACAGCUAUUGCCUGGCUGACUGUGUUUGUCUGCAUGAGUUGCCUGGUGACCGUGACAGUCGUGUCCUUGCUGUGCAGUGUGCACCCCUUACCCACCCACCUACCACACUCGUGAUUGUUUCGAACUUUCGAUUUAUCUUCUCUAUUUUCCCCGGUUGUAAACGCAUCCUGCCGUUUGCCGUGUUUCUCUGCACGCGUUAAUUGUGAGUGUCCUAUUAUUCCUGGCUA
Messenger RNA from Sycon ciliatum, 3138 nucleotides. Its product is annotated as dual specificity mitogen-activated protein kinase kinase 6-like. The record is from RefSeq and is a predicted model, not a curated record. The transcript is spliced from 10 exons. The coding region runs from base 149 to 1420 and encodes 423 amino acids. Lineage: Eukaryota; Metazoa; Porifera; Calcarea; Leucosolenida; Sycettidae. Gene Ontology annotation, molecular function: MAP kinase kinase activity; ATP binding. Gene Ontology annotation, biological process: protein phosphorylation; MAPK cascade.